AUGGCCCUCAGCUACGCCAUCGGGGUCCGGGGGGGUGAGAUGGGGGGGCGCAGCCGCGAUCGGAGCGUCGGGGUCCUCCCUCCCCCUCCCCCAGCCGUGGCCCAGCAAGGCCUCGAGCCGAAGCCUUGGGCCUCAGUUUCCCUCCCUCGAUUCCCGCCUCUCUUUUGUGUGCUUGGUCCCCUGCGGAGAAAGUUGAUUUUAACAUCAUUUCUUUGUGUUCUAGAUUCUGGAAGUUAUGGUCAGUCUGGGGGCGAUCAGCAAAGCUAUUCCUCUUAUGGCAAUCAGAGCAACCAGAGCUAUGGACAAGCACCACAAGGUUAUUCUGGCUAUGGGCAAACGGCUGAUUCCUCUUAUGGACAGAACUAUGGCGGCUACUCAAGUUAUGGACAGAGUCAAUCAGGUUAUUCACAGUCCUACGGUGGUUAUGAAAAUCAAAAGCAGAGCUCAUAUGGCCAGCAAUCUUAUAAUAACCAGGGACAGCAAAACACGGACUCAUCGGGAGGCCAAGGUGGAAGAGCGCCUUCAUAUGACCAGUCAGACUAUGGUCAGCAAGAUUCAUAUGACCAACAGUCAGGCUAUGACCAACACCAAGGUUCAUAUGACGAGCAGUCAAAUUAUGAUCAGCAGCAAGACUCAUAUAAUCAAAAUCAGCAGUCCUAUCAUUCACAAAGGGAAAGUUACAGCCACCAUACACAAGAUGACCGUCGUGACAUGAGUAGGUAUGGAGAAGAUAAUAGAGGAUAUGGCGGGUCACAGGGAGGAGGUAGAGGGCGUGGGGGAUAUGACAAGGAUGGAAGAGGUCCUAUGACAGGAUCAAGUGGUGGUGACCGCGGUGGCUUCAAAAAUUUUGGUGGUCACAGGGAUUAUGGACCGAAAACAGAUGCUGACUCAGAGUCUGAUAAUUCAGACAAUAACACAAUCUUUGUCCAAGGACUUGGAGAAGGUGUAUCAACUGACCAAGUUGGGGACUUCUUUAAACAAAUAGGAAUUAUUAAGACAAAUAAGAAGACCGGCAAACCAAUGAUAAAUCUAUAUACAGAUAAGGACACAGGCAAGCCAAAAGGAGAGGCAACAGUGUCAUUUGACGACCCUCCUUCAGCUAAAGCAGCAAUUGACUGGUUUGAUGGAAAAGAAUUCCAUGGUAACAUCAUCAAAGUGUCUUUUGCCACUAGAAGACCUGAGUUCCUAAGAGGAGGUGGAAGUGGAGGUGGGCGACGAGGUUCACGUGGAGGGUAUAGAGGACGUGGAGGCUUUCAGGGGAGAGGUGGAGACCCUAAAAGUGGUGACUGGGUUUGUCCUAAUCCGUCAUGUGGAAACAUGAACUUUGCUCGGAGGAAUUCCUGUAAUCAGUGUAAUGAACCCAGACCAGAGGACUCUCGUCCUUCAGGAGGAGAUUUCCGGGGGAGAGGCUACGGUGGCGAGAGGGGCUACAGAGGCCGGGGGGGUAGAGGUGGAGACCGAGGAGGUGGUGGCUAUGGAGGAGACCGAAGUGGCGGUGGCUAUGGAGGAGACCGAAGUGGCGGUGGCUAUGGAGGAGACCGGAGUGGCAGCGGCGGCUACGGGGGUGACCGGAGUGGCGGUGGCGGCUAUGGGGGUGACCGAAGUGGCGGUGGUGGUGGCUAUGGGGGUGACCGAAGUGGCGGUGGUGGCGGUUACGGAGGUGACCGAAGCGGUGGUGGUGGCUACGGAGGUGACCGAAGUGGCGGCUAUGGUGGGGACCGAAGUGGCGGCGGCUAUGGAGGGGACCGAAGUGGCGGUGGCUACGGGGGAGACCGAGGUGGUGGCUAUGGCGGAGACCGAGGAGGUGGUUAUGGUGGCAAAAUGGGAGGCAGAAAUGACUACAGAAAUGAUCAGCGUAAUCGACCAUACUGAAGACCGUCUUGAUUGUUCCUUUGCCUCUGACAUGUUCGAUAGUGAAGUUGCCAGAGUUCUGCCUGCUGCUUUCCUUGUGGCCUCUUC
Molecule: messenger RNA, 1959 nt
Organism: Gracilinanus agilis (Agile Gracile Mouse Opossum)
Lineage: Eukaryota; Metazoa; Chordata; Mammalia; Didelphimorphia; Didelphidae
Gene: TAF15
Product: TATA-box binding protein associated factor 15
Exons: 16
Coding region: 1-1872 (623 amino acids)
Biological process (GO): regulation of DNA-templated transcription
Cellular component (GO): nucleus
Molecular function (GO): transcription coregulator activity; RNA binding
Source: RefSeq, a predicted model, not a curated record